Aspergillus versicolor CBS 583.65 is the source of this 1074-nucleotide messenger RNA. RefSeq lists its product as uncharacterized. The record is from RefSeq and is a predicted model, not a curated record. Lineage: Eukaryota; Fungi; Ascomycota; Eurotiomycetes; Eurotiales; Aspergillaceae. Gene Ontology annotation, molecular function: protein binding. The transcript has a single exon. The coding region runs from base 1 to 1074 and encodes 357 amino acids.
AUGUUGCUUAGGCUCCCCACCGAGAUCCUGUGCCUACUGGCCGACUUCAUCGACAACAUCGAGACCUUCACCAACGCCGCUGCCACCUGUCGUCGGCUGCGAGAUGCCUUGUACGCAGCGCCGCCGCAGACAAUCCUGCGCCUUGCGGCCGCGUCAGCCCCCACGUUCUUCUCUCCCCAUCCCCAUUUCCUCGUCCUCGCAACCGCCCGCACAGCCAGCAACUGGGCACUGGGGGAUGCCGAUCGCGUCGACGAGCUGCGAAGUGCCCUACAGGGCGGGAUCGAUGGUUUCUACCACUUCUGUCUGCGCCACUCAGGGUUGACACUGGCAGAUAUCCGGCGCACCCACCGGGCUCGCUUCUCGAUCAUCAACCCCCUGUCCGACAAAAUUGACAAGAUGGCCGGUCGGCAGUGGUACAGCACGCCUCGCUUCUGGGACGGCGGUGUCAGCGAGGCCUAUACCCUUGAGACCGAGGCCGACCGCGCCACUUUCCAGCUUCUUAUCUAUAGCGAGAUGUUCGCGAGCACGAUGGAGGCCUUUCUCGAGCCAGAAAGGGGCCUCCCCUUGCAUGACCUGACCACUCGACUGACCUAUAUCACAUAUUGCAUCCCCGACUGGGGCUGUCGGAGCUAUUCGGGGUUCGACGUGCUUCCCACCGGCCCGUACGCGGACGGAGACGCAUCAGAAGCUGAUCAAGUGGCAUUUCAUCAUAUCCUCUCAUGCUGGAGGUGGGGGUGCUUGUGGGGGGAUGCCAUUCGGACUCUCCUUUUUGAGAACCCGGCGUCGUUUCCGCAACGCAGACGCGACGAUGAGGAGGACGGGCGGCAGAAGCUGCUGCGUGAUGCGCUUCAGGUGCAAGGCCUCGAAGGGAUGCAGUUGGUGACUUUGCCCAAGGAUCAGAUCUCUCCUGCUGCCUUGGAGCGGGCCAUGGCUAUCAAGGCGAGGGUUCUUCAAGUGCCACAUCUGCCGGCCGUCACAACCUUUGGGACGCGAAGGAAUAUCACUGUGGCCAGCCAUGCGCCUGAUCCUGCAAAGGAGGUGCGAGUGUGUUGUGGUUCAUUCUGGGGGAUGUAG